CUGGAUUACUGGCACACAAAGGCGAAGAACUUAUUUUGAAGCUCUAAAAUUUGUUGAGAAAAAAAAUAUUAUUUUUCGCGUGCAAAUGCUAAAGUUAAUUUAUUGGAAAUAUUGAGAAAAAUAAUUUUAAUAUUUUAAAAUUUGAUAGUUUUGCAAUGACCACAUUAUCUAGUAUCGAAGCUGAGUACAACGAAAUUGUUAGAAAUGACGGCUGGCAUAGUUUGUUCCAGGAAAUCCGAGAAAAAUCGGAAAAGGAAGCAAAAGACAAACAUUUUACCCAUAAUGAAUCGAGCAGAGGAGAAAAUCGCUCAAUGAACAGGUAUCGCGAUGUGAAUCCAUAUGAUCAUUCUCGGAUAAUAUUGAAUAGAAGCAAAACUGACUAUAUUAAUGCCAACUUGGUUAAGAUGGAAAGGGCCGAUAGAAAAUAUAUACUUACACAAGGACCUUUACGCGAAACAGUUGGUCACUUUUGGUUAAUGAUUUGGGAACAGCAAUCAAAAGCAAUAUUAAUGUUAAAUAAACUUAUUGAAAAAAAGCAGGUGAAAUGUCAUUUAUACUGGCCAGAACAAACUGGUGAAGAGCAUUUAAUGUCUUUGAAAGAUGUAGGGUUAAACAUUGAGUACGUAAAGGGCGAGGAAUACACAAAUUACUGUAAAAGAUGGUUCAAAGUUACUGACACAAAAACUAGGCAGUCGCGGGAAGUAAUUCAAUUUCAUUAUACUACAUGGCCAGAUUUCGGGAUUCCAAGUUCGCCUGUUGCAUUUUUACAAUUUUUAAAAAAAGUAAGAGAUUCUGGAGCGCUUAGUCCAGAAGUUGGUCCAGCAGUAGUACAUUGCAGUGCGGGUAUUGGAAGAUCUGGAACGUUUUGCUUAGUCGAUUGUUGUUUAGUGUUGAUUGAGAGAGAAGGAGAAAACAAUGUUUCUGUAAGGGAAAUUUUGUAUGAAUUAAGAAGGUAUCGUAUGGGGUUAAUUCAAACGGCUGAUCAGUUAUAUUUUUCAUAUCAAGCUAUAAUAGAAGGAAUGAAACAACUGAAAGAUCCAGAAUUUUUGGGUUAUGAGGAAGUGCCAAAAGAUUUAAAGGACCAAGGAGAGGAACUGCCUCCAAUCCCACCAGUACGAUAUGGGUCUUUGGGGGGACCACAACAAAAUGGUAACAAUACAAGUACUUCGGUUAUUCAAGGUAUAGGAUUAGCGUCAGCGACGACAGACAAUGCAAAUCAAACAAAAAAUGGAACUACUGGAAUAUUAAGAAUAUCACCAGCAGAUAGGCCUUUGCCACCUCUUCCUGUACCACCUACAAAUGAUUUAGAAUCAAAAAGCGAUGACGAAGAAAGUUCUGGUAUUGAUAAGGAGUUUAUUAAUGAAAUUAAUACUGACGAAGAAUUAGAAGAAAUGAAAUGUCAUAAAAGUGAUGACGACAGUAUCAAUGAUGGUUAUAAUGAAGAUAACAAACAAUAUUAUAAUAAUAAACAUGAACCUACCGAUAAACAAAUAACUGAAACUAACUCUGAAAAUGUUGAUGAUGAAACUACAGCAAAACGUAUUAAAUUGGGUAAUGAUAAUGAGGCAAUUGAUUCUACCAAUAUUCCUAACGGAAUUAGUGAUAGAAAUUCAGAAAAUUCAGAAAUAAGAAGGCGACAUAUUGAACGCCAAGAGAAUAUUGCAAAUAAAGUAAAUGAAAUCAAAAGAAAACAACGAGAAAUCGAGGCUGAAACGGAGGCGUCGAAAAAGCGAAGAUCAAUAGUAAGAUUCUUAGCAGCUGGAGUGAUUGUUGGAGUUUUAUGUGUAUAUGCUUACACGAAAUUUGGUUAAAUCCCAAAUAAAUGAAAAAAAGGAAAAAAAAAAUAAAUAAGUGUAAUUAAAAAAUAAAUAAUUUUUUAAGCGAACAUUAAAAUAAACAGAAAGUAAAUUCUCUAUUUUUUUAUUUAAAAUUUAAAUCAUAAUAAAUUUAUAUCCGAAUAUUUAUGAAAACGUAUAAUAUUCAAAGAUUGUAAAAUUGUUCACAAAGUAUACAUUACAAGCAUAAUGUAUAUGCAUAUAUAUAUACAUAUAUAUACAUCAUAAUAAGAAAUGUAAUAGCUGCUGAUAGUUAAAUAUAUUUGGGUUACUAUAAGUUUCUAAGCAGCUCAAAUAAACUUAUAAAAUUAAACAGA
This is a messenger RNA of Condylostylus longicornis, 2152 nucleotides long. RefSeq names its product tyrosine-protein phosphatase non-receptor type 61F (gene Ptp61F). Gene Ontology annotation, molecular function: protein tyrosine phosphatase activity. NCBI's taxonomy places the organism in Eukaryota, Metazoa, Arthropoda, Insecta, Diptera, Dolichopodidae. The transcript has 7 exons. Bases 156 to 1811 code for a protein of 551 amino acids. The record is from RefSeq and is a predicted model, not a curated record. Gene Ontology annotation, biological process: protein dephosphorylation.